GUCUUCAACGGUCGAAUUGAAUCCAAGAGAUAUGAGAGAGAAAAGGGGAAAUCGGAAAGCCCUAGAUCCCGUCGGUGAGGAUGGAGUCACCGGAAAAGAUGGAAAAGGCUUCUUCGCCUGUUAUCUCUUGACCUCUCUUAGCCCUCGUCAUAAGGGUCAAACCUAUAUCGGGUUCACUGUAAACCCGAGGCGGAGAAUAAGGCAGCACAAUGGAGAGAUCACUAGUGGUGCUUGGAGAACAAAGAAGAAACGUCCAUGGGAAAUGGUUCUCUGUAUCUAUGGUUUCCCCACCAAUGUCUCUGCCCUUCAGGUCCUUUUGCUACCCUAAAGCAAAAGAUUCCUUGCCAAAAGAUUCUGUUUUUACUUCUUUUGUUCUCCAGUUGUGGCCUCGCUCUUGAAUGUUUUGCUAACGUAAAAAAAACCUUUUUGCAGUUUGAAUGGGCUUGGCAGCAUCCGAGAGAAUCGGUUGCAGUUAGAGAAGCUGCUGCGGCUUUCAAAUCCUUCUCUGGGGUUGCUAGUAAGAUCAAGCUUGUAUAUACAAUGUUAAAUCUUCCAGCUUGGAAUAGUUUGAACCUCACGGUUAAUUAUUUCUCGUCAAAGUAUGCACACCACGGUGGUAAAUCUCCAAGUUUACCUUUACAUAUGAAAGUUCAAGUUUGUGCUAUGGAGGAUCUUCAGUAUUUCACAAAGGUAGAUGACAGUUCUCAACCCGAAGAUGAAGAGAGUCCCGAGGUUAAUGAAGAGGAUGAUGAUGAUGAUGAUGAUGAUAGUAGCAACCUAAGCCAGCCUGGGAAUUCAAAUACAAGCUCAUCGGAUGACCGGCAUUUUGAAAAAGCGAAAGAACCUGUAACUGUAUUUGAUGAAGAAGACAGAUUAGCAAAUUUCAGUGGUUUUGGCUUAUUAGAUGAAGAAGAGACUGUUGAAGAUGAAGUAUCACAUAUCACUGUUGGAUCCAUUAGAGCUACUGAGAAAGAACCCGAGACUGUAUUCAAUGACAGAUUAGCAAGUUUCACUUGUUUUGGCUUAGUAGAGAUUGUUGAAGAUGAAGUAUCACAUGGAACUAUAGGAUCCACUGAAGCUAUGGAGAAAGAGUGUAGGAAAAGAAGGAACCAUAUCACCUCAACGACGACUGAGGUUGAUGUAGAGGUGAUAGAUCUGAUGACUCCAUCACCAAGCUGCAGAGCUGGAUCAUCUAUGAAGAGACGAAGAGUUUCUGAGUUUAUAGAUUUGACUAUGUCUCCUAAUUUCAUAGAGUCGUAGAAGUAAUACACGAGAAUUUGUGUGAAAAUCAAAAUCAACUUUGUUGUAAUUUUCUUUUAUAUCUAAUAAAAGAUUUCAAACCU
This is a messenger RNA of Arabidopsis thaliana (thale cress), 1343 nucleotides long. Its product is annotated as Excinuclease ABC, C subunit, N-terminal. Gene Ontology annotation, molecular function: 5'-flap endonuclease activity; DNA endonuclease activity. Gene Ontology annotation, biological process: DNA repair; DNA recombination. Gene Ontology annotation, cellular component: Slx1-Slx4 complex; nucleus. The record is from RefSeq and is marked reviewed. Lineage: Eukaryota; Viridiplantae; Streptophyta; Magnoliopsida; Brassicales; Brassicaceae. The coding region runs from base 256 to 1260 and encodes 334 amino acids. The transcript has 3 exons.